UUCGCUAAACGGGCUUAGAAUGGCGCCGCUGCCUCCCUUUGGCAUAUCUAUAGGGAUCCCGCACCCCUUUACAUCGGAAGGGAGAGCCAAAAGAUGGUUCAAAUUGCGGACCAGGAAGGCUAAGAGGGGCUGCGGCGCAGUUAUGCGAAGGGUUGGAGCAUCUCUAUUGUCUCCUUGCUGAAGUUGUGGGCUGGAGAGACUCACACGCUUGCCCAACUUCCGGCUGAAUUUGAUAAAUAGAAGACAGCAACAUGGUUGAAAACUCACCGGCCCCAUUGCCAGAAAGAGCUAUAUAUGGCUUUGUCCUGUAUUUAGGAUCCCAGUUCAUAUUUAUGCUGUACCUUGUCUGGGCUUAUAUACCUGAAUCCUGGCUGUUCUCAUGGGGGUUAACAUACUGGCCUCAAAAGUUCUGGGCUGUCGCUUUGCCUGUCUACCUUUUAGUUAGCGUGGGAAUAGGCUAUGUACUCCUCUUUGGUAUUAAUAUGAUCGGUACUGCUCCACUGAAUUCCACACACACCAUUACAGACCACUAUGCAAAAAAUCAGAAAUGGAAAAAACCACAAGAAGACGCUAUCCCUGCAUUAAGAGAUAUUCCUAUCAGUGAAGUAAACAAAAUGUUUUUCUUGUCUGACACAGAAGACUGUCCUAGAAACUAAUUGAAGAAAAAGCAUUUUUUAAAAUAAAAUAAAAAUAACCAAACUUA
This is a messenger RNA of Lacerta agilis (Sand lizard), 703 nucleotides long. It is a transcript of the gene PIGP, whose product is annotated as phosphatidylinositol glycan anchor biosynthesis class P. Gene Ontology annotation, molecular function: phosphatidylinositol N-acetylglucosaminyltransferase activity. Gene Ontology annotation, biological process: GPI anchor biosynthetic process. The coding region runs from base 252 to 656 and encodes 134 amino acids. The transcript is spliced from 5 exons. NCBI's taxonomy places the organism in Eukaryota, Metazoa, Chordata, Lepidosauria, Squamata, Lacertidae. The record is from RefSeq and is a predicted model, not a curated record.